Messenger RNA from Trypanosoma grayi, 1398 nucleotides. RefSeq names its product nucleoside transporter 1. Gene Ontology annotation, cellular component: plasma membrane. The transcript has a single exon. Gene Ontology annotation, molecular function: nucleoside transmembrane transporter activity. Bases 1 to 1398 code for a protein of 465 amino acids. The record is from RefSeq and is a predicted model, not a curated record. NCBI's taxonomy places the organism in Eukaryota, Euglenozoa, Kinetoplastea, Trypanosomatida, Trypanosomatidae. Gene Ontology annotation, biological process: nucleoside transmembrane transport.
AUGUUUGGCUUUGAAUCGGGGUCGGAGUUUAUGGCGUACAUCACCUUCAUGUUCUUUGGACUGUCGGUGAUGGUUGCAACGAACUCCAUUUUGGCGGCGCCAUCUUUCUUCACGGAGUACUACAGGUAUGCGCAGGGUGAUUCGGAGAUUGAGGCUAAUGACCCGUCCUUCUGGGACAACGUCCUGACAUUCUACAACGUUGUGACGUUUGCCACGCAAUUUUUUGGUGAGGCCUUCAUGCUGACACCGCUGGGCAGGAGCAUCCCUCUCCGCCCGCGCCUCAUCGUGGGGUUUGUCAUCCCGUUUGUGGAGUUUCUGGUGCUUAUAUUUGUUCCUGUUGCGGGGACAUCGGAAGCAGGCGCCAAAGCCACGGUAUUGGUCAUGGCCUUCGUUGGCGGGAUCUCCGUGACGCUCUGCGAGUCCUCCACGAAUGCUCUUGCAGGCCCGUUCCCGACAAAGUUCUUCGGUGCUGUGAUGAUGGGGAUUGGUUUCUCCGGCGUUCUUUUCUCGUUGAUGCAGAUCAUCAUCAAGGCAUCCAUGGCAGACGACUUUGACAGUGUGCUGACGCAGUCGCGGAUUUUCUUCGGUGUUGCCAUGGGCAUGCAGUUAAUCUCCUGCGUUCUGCUUGUGUUCAUGCCCCGCAACGAAUUUGCCCGGAGAUUCACUGCAGAGUUCCGUUACGGCCAUGAGGUGGCUGCUGAAAAUCAAGAUGCUCUCGAAGACAACGAAAAGGAGGCUGCCGCAGAGGAACAUGAAGCGGAUGCCCAGUGCAUGGAGCCGGUAUUGCCUAAGAAUACCAAUGUGCUGACUGCUGAGGGAGAUGCGGACGACAUGAAGGACGUUGAUCAGGUGGAUAACAUCACCUCGACGGAGCAGAUGCUCAACGCCCAGGUUGGGACUGUGUUUGUGCGCAUUUGGCCAAUUCUGCUUUCAUGCUUCGCUGUUUUUGGGGCAUCGCUUCUCGUCUAUCCCGGUGUCUUCUUCGCUGUGGACGUUCAUGACGGCUGGUACCUCACCACUGUUGCGGCUAUGUUUAACUUGGGGGACUUUGUGUCCCGGUUUUCUCUCCAGUUCAAACGGUUCCAUCCAUCUCCUCGAGUGGUGGUGAUUGGUACUGUUGCGCGUUGGCUGGUCAUUCCGCCGCUGAUUCUUUGUGUGCGUCACAUCAUCCCUGGAAAAGUGGUCCCUUGCAUUCUGUGCCUGAUCUGGGGACUGACGAACGGCUACUUUGGAGGCAUGUCAAUGAUCUAUUGCCCUCGCACGCCGUCGCUAACUACUGCCGGCCAGCGCUCCCUCGCCGGCAUCAUGGCUGCCGUGGCUCUCCUGUUGGGUCUGUUCGUCGGCUCUUCGCUCGCGCUUGCCGUGAAGGAGGGCUUCCCAGAUGAUUCCGAUAGCUGA